AAAAAAUAAAUAAAUCAAUUUUUUCGCCCAAAAAAAUUAUUAAUACCAAAAUAAUAAAAGAAUCCACAAAAAUGUCUACAAAAACGGAAGAUAAUAAUCAAAAUGGUUGGGAUCUGGAUGAUGACAAUGACUGGGAUGAUUGGGGUGAUGCCGAAGACAAUCUGACUGGAGAGACACAAACAACUGCAGCAGAAUGUAACAAUGGAUCAUCAUCGGCAAACAAUAAAACGAAACCCGAAAAUAAUAACACUGUAUUAAAAACAAAGCAAGCAGCAACAGAAAAUAAUAAUUUCACCAGUGAAGCUUCCACACAAGCACAGCAGCAGCAACAAAUACAAAAUAAACCUCAACAUUCUUCUGGUUGGGGAAGUUUAUUUGGAGGCGUAGUAUCUUCAGUUCUAAGUACGGCCACAGAAUUGACCAGUACGGUAUCACAUGGCUUGGAUAAAGUUAUUGGUGUUCCAGAUCCCGCUGAAUUGGCCCGUAUCAAUAAUAUAGAAGAAGCUAAAGCUAAAACACAAGAACAAUUGCAGGAACACCAAAAAGAGGACAGAUCUUUAACUCCCACAAAUGCCGCUCCAGUUUUUGGUUUAGGUCUAGUGAAUAAUGUUACCUCUUUGGGUAGCAAGGUUUUAAAUACCGGUCUGGAUACUUUAGAAGGUAUUGGCAAGAAAACCAUGAAUAUUUUGCAAGAUAAUGAUCCAUUGUUAAAGAAUAAAAUCAAGAAACUGGGUUUGGAGCAAGACAAGCCCAAUCUAAGUGAGGUGCUUAAAGAGGCCAAAAAGGAAAACGAACAAUUGGAACAGUCAUUAAAAGAGCUGAGUAUUGAAAAAUCCAAAGCCCUGUUAAGAUUUGAUUUAUUAUUCGAAAACAACUGUGGUCUAGUGCACUUGGAAGCCUUGGAAAUAUUAUCCAAUGAAUCACAGCUUAAACUGCAGGCCCUAAAAGAAUCAGUUUCAGGCAAAGCCUUGGAAGAUCUAAUGGAAACCAUUAAUGAGGUUAAAGAGCUCAUGGAGUUGGAGGAUUUGGAGGGUGAGAAUGAGAAUGAAGACUACGAUAAAGAAGAGUUAAAUGACAAUCUUAAGCAGGCCAUAGAAGACACCGAACUACAAAUACAAUUUGAGGAAAUAACCAACUUAUGGUCGGCUUGCACCACUUGGCUGGCAGCAGAGGAAAUUAAUGAUUUAGAUGCCCAGGCAAUGUUUGCCAAAGGCAUCACCUCUUUGGCCGAAACUUGUGCUUUGGAAAUGUUAAAACUACACAAAAUUGCUGAACUUUUGCUGGUCAAAGAACAUCAUAGCACAGCCAAUGAAGUGGACGGCAUUGUACAAUUGUGCAAACACUUCAAUAUGCAUCUGCAAACUGUGGCAAAUCGUUUUGCGGGGCAACUCACCAAGCACCCGGAACAACAGGAAGCCAAGUCUCAUAUUAACACCUUGUUUGCGGAAAUGGUACAGGCCCGUCAGCAAAUUGAAAAAGCUUUCCAAUUAUUUUUACCCAUACUACAAAUAGGAGCGGUUUAAAUGCUUGAAAUUUAUAUUUAAUUUUAUUUUUAGCUUAAAAUUGCUGAAAUUGUAUUCCAAAAGAAAAAUGUAAAAGUAAAACAAAAUUCUUCACUUCUUAAGUUAAUGUUAGUUUUUUUUAUAAUAAUUGUUGUUUAUUUUUCAAUAGAAAUAGUUGCAAAAUUUAUGUUAUGUGUAAAACUAAAUAAACGAAUAACAGUAAAUAUUUUCCUUAAAA
Calliphora vicina (urban bluebottle blowfly) is the source of this 1740-nucleotide messenger RNA. RefSeq names its product protein FAM114A2. The transcript has 3 exons. Lineage: Eukaryota; Metazoa; Arthropoda; Insecta; Diptera; Calliphoridae. The record is from RefSeq and is a predicted model, not a curated record. Bases 72 to 1523 code for a protein of 483 amino acids.